UGUGAAUCAGCCUUUAGUUGAAGAGAAUAUCGAUAUCAGUCAAAGUUUACAAACUCCAACAUCUAAAAAAAACUUCUAUUGGAAAAAAUUUAUUAUUGUUGACUCAAAGUACAAAUAGAAAUGGAGUCCAUAAUUUGUGAUUUAGAACGACAUCGCACCAGGGGCGAUGGGAUGGAAGAAGAACAGCUUAAUGGCAACAAAGAAAUAGUUAUACAAAAUGAAAAUGAUGGGAAUCGACAAAUCGGACACCGAGCAACUAGUGCUAACGUAGCAGAAUAUGUCCAUAGAAAAACUUCAACUAAUAGUUUACUACCACUACCUGGCUUGCAUUCUUUGUAUCGGCGAUCUGAGGGUGGUUCACGUCGCCUAGCUCCCGUGACGCCUAAAGGUGAACUUAUACAAAUGACACCUCAUUUAGCUAAGCCAGCAACUCGCAUAAGCAAACAUCAAAUAUCAAAUGUUCCCAAAUUUAUACCAUAUGAACCGUAUCCAGGAGCCACAAUUCCCAUUGUAUCAAGUGGUGUCACAAAGAAAGAACUCACAAAAGUAGAAAAGGUUGAUAAAAAUAAUUUGGAUAUUGGGAUCCUGGUAGGCCAAAUGUCAACUUUACGUACACAGGAACUAGAUGAAAAAAACCGCAUUAAAACUGAGAGUUCCACUGCCUUAGAUCAAAAACUAGAGAAAUUAACAGAAGAUCUCAGACGGACUAAGGAGGAACGCGAUUAUUUUCAAGGGCAGUUCAGAUUUCAGACACAAGUUAACUCUGAGUUGAAAAACUUAUUAAUAGCAUCUGUGGGUGAAGACUUGCAAACACAUGUAAAUGGGCUCACCGAAGAUAAGCUGCAACUGGCGCGUGCUCUCCUGGAUACGGCAAACAAUUUAACAACACACACAGAGCAAAUUGAGUUUCUAGCCGGUCAAUGUGAAGUAUGGCGUUCGAAAUUUCUUGCAAGUAGCGUUAUGGUGGAAGAAUUGGCGAGGUGGAAAGCGGACUUAACUCAUAAGAACCAAAUACUAAAUGAAUCUGUUAAGCGGUUAUUGCACGCUACGGACCAGGUUCGAGAAAUGCAAUUGGAAAUUUUAAGAAACCUUAAAUUUGUUGCAAAGAUACGUUAUCUAAAUCUCCCAGCGACCGAUAUGAUCAGCCUCAGCGCAGAAAAUUUAAAUAUAGUACAGCAAAUGGUAUUGCAUUCAGGCUUUGGGAUACCAGAAGGAGAUCUAAACAUUUCGAGUGCUAGUAAAAAUCCAUUGUCUGAUGCAGAAAAAUAUGCAGUAAAGGCAUUACAAUUUAUUAGUCAGCCACUGAUGGCUACUGACGAUGCGAUAAAAGCUUUGUUUGAGCAAGUUCAACGGCCAUAUAUUCAAACAACUGCGGGGAAGGAGGUUAAUACCAUCAAAUAAAUUAUUUUGGUUGUAAUCGGAGAUUGAAAACAAGGAAUAAUUUCUUUAUUUGUUUUCUGUUAACAAUUAUGUAUCAACUGUUAAAUAUUUCUUAGGCAAAAAUACUUUGGCAGCGACCGCUUUUCUAAUCUGGGUUCACUAGAUUAUUAAAGCCCGAAAAAAUAAAUACAUACAUGAACGACGUGUUGCAAACGUACUAUGUAUGUCCACACAUAUAUUAAAUCGUCCAAAAAUUAUUUAUUUAAAAUUCUAUGAAACAACCACUCACAAACCGUCUAAGCACUAAUUCCAUUCCAGGAUAAUAGUGCAUAGCGCAUGUUAACAGUUAUUUUGACACACUUUUAUUUUCGAUUUCUGGUUACGGCAAUAAAAACGCUGAAAGGUGGAAAAGGAGUGCAACUAAGUUGUUGUAUAUAUAUUUAAUGCUAUAUGAAAAUAAUAUUUCAAUUAUAGUUAUAAAGAUAUGUAUAUAUAUUUAAUUAAAUUAAGUGGUAUUGAAGAGUUUUAAGUUAAA
Messenger RNA from Ceratitis capitata (Mediterranean fruit fly), 1915 nucleotides. Its product is annotated as golgin-45. Gene Ontology annotation, cellular component: Golgi membrane. NCBI's taxonomy places the organism in Eukaryota, Metazoa, Arthropoda, Insecta, Diptera, Tephritidae. Bases 121 to 1401 code for a protein of 426 amino acids. Gene Ontology annotation, biological process: Golgi to plasma membrane protein transport; Golgi organization. The transcript has 2 exons. The record is from RefSeq and is a predicted model, not a curated record.